Argiope bruennichi is the source of this 3284-nucleotide messenger RNA. RefSeq names its product spidroin-1-like. Bases 24 to 3284 code for a protein of 1086 amino acids. Lineage: Eukaryota; Metazoa; Arthropoda; Arachnida; Araneae; Araneidae. The record is from RefSeq and is a predicted model, not a curated record. Gene Ontology annotation, cellular component: chitin-based extracellular matrix. Gene Ontology annotation, molecular function: structural constituent of chitin-based larval cuticle. The transcript has 15 exons.
UUUCAACUUAAGUAGCAUCAAACAUGAUCUCUCAGGCUUUUAUCUUGGCUGCCUUGGCAGUAGCUGCUUUCGCCAGCUUGCAUCAAGAACCUAUUCACCAUCCUCAGCCUUUCAAGUUUGGUUAUAGCGUUAAAGACAAGCACGGAGAACAGCACCGAGAAGAAGUUGGUGACGGCAAGAACGUGAAGGGAAGCUACGGAUUCACCGACGCCAGGGGAAUCAAUCGACAGGUCAACUACGUUGCCGAUCAUGCUGGAUUCAGGGCACAGGUCAAGACCAACGAACCCGGAACCGCCAACCAGAACCCCGCAGCAGUCCACAUUAUCUCUGAUGCUCCCUAUGGACACGGAGGAUAUGCUGCUGCUCCCGUGCUUGGAUAUUCUGGAGUUGUCGACGCAGGAUUAGGGUAUGCUAGAAUUGGAGGCGAAGGAUAUGGAUAUGCUGGUGUUCGACCUGACGGAUUGGGAUACGGAUAUGCUGGUGUUCGACGUGACGGAUUGGGAUACGGAUAUGCUGGUGUUCGACCUGACGGAUUGGGAUACGGAUAUAAUGGAGUUGCAGCUAAUGGAUUGGGAUACGGAUAUUCUGGAAUUGCAGCAGCCGUAGUGGGAAAUGCAAAUGCUGGUAUUGGGCCAUAUGGGGAUCUUGGGUUCCGAGGCAAUGAGACUUUCAUCCUUGCUGCCUUAGCAGUCACUGCAUUCGCCAGUCUUCAUCAUGAACCUAUCCACCAUCCGCAACCUUUCAAAUUCGGUUACAGCAUUAAGGACAAGCAUGGAGAACAGCAUCGUGAAGAAGUUGGUGACGGCAAAAAUGUAAAGGGAAGCUAUGGAUUUACUGAUGCCAGGGGAAUCCAUCGACAGGUCAACUAUGUAGCUGACCAUGCUGGAUUCAGAGCUCAAGUCAAGACCAACGAACCUGGAACCGCCAACCAGAACCCAGCAGCCGUCCACAUCAUCUCUGAUGCACCCUAUGGACAUGGAGGAUAUGCCGGAGGUGUCGAACUCGGAUACGCCGGAGUUGAAGGUGCAGGAUAUGGUUAUGGUGGUCUUGGAGCUGCCGGAUUGGGAUAUGGAUACGGUGGUGCAGCUGGUGUAGGAUAUGGAAAUGCUGGACUUGGAGGCUAUGGUGGUCUCGGAUAUGGAAAUGCUGGACUUGGAGGUUAUGGUGGUCUCGGAUAUGGAGGUUAUGGCCUCGGCAAUGGGCUCUUCGGUGGCUUAGGAUAUGCUUUUGUAUUGGCUGCUUUAGCAGUAUCAGCUUUUGCCAGUCUGUAUCAUGAGCCUAUCCACCAUCCCCAACCUUUCAAAUUCGGUUACAGCGUAAAGGACAAACACGGAGAACAACAUCGUGAAGAAGUUGGAGAUGGCAAAAAUGUCAAGGGAAGCUAUGGAUUCACCGACGCCAGAGGAAUCCACCGACAAGUCAACUACGUCGCAGACCAUGGGGGUUUCAGAGCUGAGGUCAAGACCAAUGAACCUGGAACCGCCAAUCAGAACCCAGCAGCCGUCCACAUCAUUUCCAAUGCUCCCUAUGGACAUGGAGGAUAUGCCAGUGAUGCUGGACUCGGAUACGCCGGAGUUGGAGGUGUAGGAUAUGGAUAUGCUGGUCUUGGAGCAGCUGGAUUGGGCUACGGAUAUGGUGCGUGUAUUUUACCGCGUGAAAGAGGAUUUGAUGCAACUCUCCUAUACAAUACCUUCCCGAAAAUUGUCGGUGGCAAAGCAUUCAUUUUGGCUACUUUGGCAGUGGCUGCUUUCGCCAGCUUGCAUUAUGAACCUAUCCACCAUCCCCAACCUUUCAAAUUCGGUUACAGUGUAAAGGACAAGCACGGCGAACAACAUCGUGAAGAAGUUGGUGAUGGCAAGAACGUGAAAGGAAGCUACGGAUUUACCGAUGCCAGGGGAAUCAAGCGACAGGUCAACUACGUAGCUGACCAUGGAGGUUUCAGAGCUGAGGUCAAGACCAACGAACCCGGAACCGCCAACCAGAACCCAGCUGCCGUCCACAUCAUUUCCGAUGCUCCCUAUGGACAUGGAGGAUAUGCCGGUGAUGCCGGACUCGGAUACACCGGAAUUUACGGGGCAGGAUUAGGAUAUGCCAGAAAUGCAGGAUACGGAUAUGCUGGACUUGGAGUUAAUGGAUUGGGAUAUGGGUAUGCUGGGCUUGGUGGAUAUGGAGGUUAUGGUUAUGGAGGCAAUGGAUUGCUGGGUGGUUUAGGAUAUGUUUUUGUUUUGGCUACUUUAGCAGUCUCUGCUAUGGCCAGUCUGUAUCAUGAACCCAUUCACCAUCCCCAGCCUUUCAAGUUCGGCUACAGCGUGAAGGACAAGCACGGCGAGCAACAUCGUGAAGAAGUUGGUGAUGGCAAGAACGUGAAGGGAAGUUAUGGAUUCACCGAUGCCAGAGGAAUCCGCCGACAGGUCAACUACGUAGCUGACCAUGCUGGAUUCAGAGCUGAGGUCAAGACCAACGAACCCGGAACCGCCAACCAGAAUCCCGCAGCAGUCCACAUCAUCUCCGAUGCUCCCUAUGGACAUGGAGGAUAUGCCGGUGAUGCCGGACUCGGAUAUGCCGGAGUUGGAGGAUACGGAUAUGGAGGUGUUGGAGCUGCCGGUCUUGGAUAUGGAUAUGGUGGUCUUGGAAGAGCUGGUGUAGGAUAUGGAAAUGCUGGACUUGGAGGCUAUGGUGGUCUCGGCUAUGGAGGUUAUGGCCUCAACAAUGGACUUCUUGGUGGUUUAGGAUAUGCACGAUAUGGAUUCAACUUCACAAUGAUCUCUCAGGUGUUUGUUUUGGCUGCUUUCGCAGUGGUUGCUUUUGCUAGUCUUCAUCAUGAACCCCUCCACCAUCCCCAACCCUUCAAGUUCGGAUACAGCGUAAAAGACAAGCAUGGUGAACAGCAUCGUGAAGAAGUUGGUGAUGGCAAGAACGUAAAGGGAAGCUACGGGUUCACAGAUGCCCGAGGAAUCCACCGACAGGUCAACUACGUUGCUGAUCAUGGAGGCUUCAGAGCUGAGGUCAAGACUAACGAACCCGGAACCGCCAAUCAGAACCCCGCAGCCGUCCACAUGAUCUCCAACGCCCCCUAUGGUCAUGGAGGAUAUGCCGGUAAUGCUGGACUAGGAAGUGCAGGAUAUGGAUACGCCGGUCUUGGAGUUGCUGGUCUGGGAUACGGAUAUGGUGGUCUUGGAGCAGCCGGUGUAGGAUAUGGAAAUGCUGGUCUUGGAGGAUAUGGAGGUUAUGGCCUCGGUAAUGGACUUUUUGGUGGUUUAGGUUACGCCCGAUAUGGGUUUUAG